Messenger RNA from Meloidogyne enterolobii, 360 nucleotides. NCBI's taxonomy places the organism in Eukaryota, Metazoa, Nematoda, Chromadorea, Rhabditida, Meloidogynidae. The record is from the annotation of a GenBank genome assembly.
AUGGCAAAUGAAGCAAUAAAACAAUUACGACAUAAAAUAACCAAGCCAACUUUAUUGUUAGCCGAAACAAUCGAAGAAGCUGUUGAAAGGGCUGCUGAUGAAUUUAAAAUUGACAAUCCAUUGGAAAGCAUGUUUGUUGCUGAAGCUUUUGGUAUUCAAUGUAAAAUAAUUAAAUCGGCUAGAAGACAUGCUAGAGGGGCAUGGCAUCCUCUUCGUCAUCGUUACAUAAAUAUCUUUAUUAGACUCGAAGAAGGAACACCUCCAACAUUUAAAGGGCGCGAACCCGAUCCAGAUGGGUGGGAGAAAAUGCAGGAUUAUUAUGCUUAUUUACGUUCUAGAGAUUUUAAAUAUUCAAUUUAA